AUGGCGCCCGUUUCUCCGAUUAGUAAAGAGUUGAUGAUCGCCAUAAGUGAAAACGAAAAAUUUUUAAGCGAAAUUGUUAAAAUGAAAGAAUUAUUUGAAAAUAAAAAGUCGGAAGUGAAAAUUGACAUAAAAAACUUUUUUGAUAAAUUGAAAAAUCAAUUAUAUUUGAUGUGUAAAGAAUCUGAAGGUUCUUUCGACACUUUCUUUCAACAAGAAGAAACAUAUUUGAACAACCAGCUUGAAAUAUUAAAGUCUUUGAAUGAUGAAGGCUUAAAGUUGAAUAUGAUGAUAAAAGAUACCCCAUCAAAUCCCAAGACUAUUGCUUUAGGUGUCACUUACUUGGAAAAUUUACGAAGUUUCAAAAAAUCAAUAACUCUAAAUGGAAUUUCAUCAGCAGACUUUAAGUUUGUACCACUGACGGAUCAGCUUAGCUCAGACCUUUGUUUCAAUAAAUAUUAUCAGGCUGAUCCAUUCAAAAUUGCAGUUGUCUCAAUGAAACAGGAUUCAGAAAAUCCUUCACAGAUUACAGCCUAUGUCAACAAAAAUGAACUUAUAUACCUUCAUACAAAUGCAUCCUACCAUCCAAGGUUGAUCCACCAUUUAAGCGUAGCCAUCAUAGAUCCACAAGAAAUAAUUUUGCCAGGUAUAAGAUUGUCAGAUGAACGUAAUGGGUCAUAUUUUAUUCAUUAUAAGCCCACUCAACUUGGAACUCAUCUGUUAAAUGUUAGACUCUAUGAUCUUCCAAUUUCAGGAUCACCUAUAACAAUUAACGUUGUCAAGAAAAAAAAUGAUACAAGAGCUGGUGUAGAUUCUGAAAAGAACCUGAAAAAGUCAGAGGAAAGAAAUUUAAAUGAUUCAUUUGUGAAGAUCAAUGAAUCAGGUGACAACGACUAUAUAUCAAUUAGUGAUGCUUCUUUUGACAUUGCAACUGAUGAUAAUUGUAAGUUUUUAUGCAGUCCUUGUCCCACUGAUAAACAGAAGAACUCAGUUAUAAAUGCUACUGACAUUUCAGGUGAUGACAAUUCCAAUAUUGAUAAGGAUGGGUUGGAUUUUUUCAAUGCUGACCCAGGUUAUUUAACAAAACAAACUGCUGUAUCAAUAAGUUCACCAGAGGCUCCCAAAACAAAUGUGAAUUUUUCUUUAAUUGAAAAGAAUGAAAAAACUGUUAAAAACUCAAAUGCUUCAAGUGACUUUGACAUUGAUAUGUUAAAAUAUGACAAUGUGAAGUCAGUACUUAUUUCGACUACCAAAAAUAAAAAAACUGAAGUAAAUGUGCUUUAUGCAUCUUUAAUUGAAAGCAAGAACAAUAACAAAUGUGAUAUAAAAAAGGGGACAGCUGAACCAUUAAACCAGAAGAAUAAAUGUAAAGAUUUUUCAUAUUUGAAAGCUGGUGUUGAUAAUUUGCGCAAUAGCUUGCGCAAAACAGGUGAUAAAGAUAGUGUUGGUGGGUUGCUUUUUCAGUAUGACAAUUUGAAAGGUGCCACAUCAAGUGAUUUUGGGAGCUAUGACAAAAUGGCAGGAGUUGUUUCUUCAGAUUCAACGUCUAGUUAA
Molecule: messenger RNA, 1551 nt
Organism: Helobdella robusta
Lineage: Eukaryota; Metazoa; Annelida; Clitellata; Rhynchobdellida; Glossiphoniidae
Exons: 2
Coding region: 1-1551 (516 amino acids)
Molecular function (GO): protein binding
Source: RefSeq, a predicted model, not a curated record